This is a messenger RNA of Orbicella faveolata, 1714 nucleotides long. RefSeq lists its product as uncharacterized. NCBI's taxonomy places the organism in Eukaryota, Metazoa, Cnidaria, Anthozoa, Scleractinia, Merulinidae. The record is from RefSeq and is a predicted model, not a curated record.
GUAAGGAAUCAUUGAUGGGAUAAUCGACUCCGAAUUAAUAAACGAUUACCUCAGUGACAUCAAUCUCUCAAUUAGCAACCGACAGCAAUUGGCUUCAUCAGUUGGAAGCAGACUACCGCACCGACGCGGUCAGUCACUGUUGAUAAGCCAACAUGAACUGAUAUCAGCCGCGCGACCUUCGAGUUUUUCAAGAUCCAUUCGCUGUACGAAGAAACCGUUGCAGUAAGCAUCAAUUUCAAGGAAGGAAGCGCACUUAUCACCAUGACGACAUGCGAGGAGCUUGUUCACCCAACCUCUAAUGAGUCAUCAAAUCGUUAUCUGAGGUUUGGGUUUGCAAAGAGGCACAAGAGAAAACUUCCCUGGGUCAAAAUUAUGGCAGUGUUCUUCAGUUUGUUGCUGUGUUGGCAAUUGGCAGGAACUUGCUUGUACUUCGUUCGUUGCCUUAAAUGUUUCGAGGGAAAAACUUCUACAUUUCUCUGCGAAAGAAAUGCAGUUUUCCCAUACUCAGAAGAAUUUGAACUUACUUGGUUGGUUUCUCAAUCCAUACUGGUUGUUAUCAUAAUUGUGGCACUACAGAAGGUUCCAGCAUUCCUUGGCUACAGGGCAAUAUUUCAUCAGCUGAAACUUCGUCCCUCAUUUUGGACCCUGGUUCUUCUCCUAGCCAUCGCCCUUGCCCGAUACGGAAUGGUGUUAGUAAUGGCGCCUAAAUCGUUUCUUCCACUGUCAAUAAUCAUUGGUUUUGCAUUGUGCUACAUUUUAACCGUUGUACUUGCGUGUGUGUUAAACUGUACUCAGCUGAAUUUGUUGAAGCGCCAGUAUCCCAAAUAUGUCUUUGUUUUAUCCAAACUGGCGCUUUUGGUGAUUUUUCUGGUUAAUGUUACAAAUUUUAUCAUCUCUCUCAUAGCGGUGUCUAUAAGAGUCCACGAUGUUCAUGACGCGCUGACACCAACAAACUCGUCAUAUUUUGAAGUCGUAAAUGCUUUCUUAAUAGAUUUUGGCGUCACCAGCUUCAGAUUCAAGACCAUGAGUCUCUUUUGGAGUAAAAUGAUUGUCGACCAUAAAAGUAUUCUCUGAAUAUCUACAUGAGAAAGCUUAUGCUUUAAAUUGUGCUUUGUUCUAAUUUACGAACGGAUUUCGAAACUAUCCCAGCUGAACCAAUCAGAUUUUGCCUCAGUGUACUUCCCAAAAUGCCAAGCGCGGGAAAAACGUGGAAGACAAGUAUGAUUAGUUGUAAAACAAUGGCUUUGAUUGGUCGGAAAUAAAAUGUGAAGAGUUCAGCAAACUAGAAACACGACUUAACAAAUGGCUAUUUUCGACAGUCGACAGGAAACAGCUGCAAACAAAAAUAAGUUUAAACAAUUCAAUAAACUCAUAAUUGCAGUAACAAUUGUAGUGCUUAUUCUGUUCAGGUUAACCAAACACACUAAAUUUAUCUAGAGGUAUAUACAUGUGCACUUGUUUCGAACAUUAUCAGUACCCACGGGGCGGAGUUAUACUGUAAUUAGUGUAAACAAUUUUAAAUAUUCAUGAUUAACAAAUUUAACCAAUUCUAGUGUGCAAUCAAAACGAGGAGGUCUAGUCAGAUAUCAACAUUACCUUACAAACUCUUGUCAGUUAAUUUUCCUAGAAACAUGACGGGACCCACGGGGCUUCUACUGUUAGUACCGCAGAGAAAUGGUAGGAAAUUUUCCUAUAAUUAGCAUUCCUUACAUAC